Chlorella variabilis is the source of this 438-nucleotide messenger RNA. RefSeq lists its product as hypothetical. Gene Ontology annotation, cellular component: TRAPP complex. The coding region runs from base 1 to 438 and encodes 145 amino acids. The record is from RefSeq and is a predicted model, not a curated record. Lineage: Eukaryota; Viridiplantae; Chlorophyta; Trebouxiophyceae; Chlorellales; Chlorellaceae. The transcript is spliced from 6 exons. Gene Ontology annotation, biological process: endoplasmic reticulum to Golgi vesicle-mediated transport.
AUGCCCGCCAUGUACUCGCUGUGGAUUGUGGGACGAAACGGAGGGCUGCUGUACAGCAGGGACUUCUGGCAACUGCCGCCCAUAGAGUUCAACGACAAGCUGCGGUUAGCCAGCAGCUGGUUUGGCAUGUGCGGCAUCUCGGCGCAGCUGUCGCCGAUGCCAGACAGCAGCGGCAUCCAGCUGAUGCAAGCCGACACGUUUGACUUGCACAGCUUCCACACCCUGACCGGCACCACCUUCAUGCUGCUGACUGAGCCGCACACGCCAGACGCCGCGGAGCUGCUGCGCACGACGGUGUAUGAGCUGUACUGCGACUAUGUGCUGAAGAACCCUUUCCACGAGAUGGACCAGGUCGUCAAGAGCGAGCUGUUUGACCACAACCUGGUGGCGCUCUUUGCGGCGGUCAACCGGCGGUGGGGUGUGGGUCUGGCGCAGUAG